This is a messenger RNA of Oxyura jamaicensis (ruddy duck), 6776 nucleotides long. It is a transcript of the gene DPP8, whose product is annotated as dipeptidyl peptidase 8. Gene Ontology annotation, biological process: proteolysis. Gene Ontology annotation, molecular function: serine-type peptidase activity; dipeptidyl-peptidase activity. The record is from RefSeq and is a predicted model, not a curated record. The coding region runs from base 162 to 2810 and encodes 882 amino acids. Lineage: Eukaryota; Metazoa; Chordata; Aves; Anseriformes; Anatidae. The transcript is spliced from 20 exons.
GGGGCCGGCGGCGCCGCUUCCUCCAGGCCGGCGGAGGGCGCCCGGCCCGGUACGGCCCGGUACAGCCCGGCCCGGCUCGGCACGGCCCGGCCCCGUGCUGGAGGAAGCGGAAGCGGCAGCGGCGGGGCUGCAUCGCCGCCGGGCAGCGCCAACCAUGCAACAUGGCAGCAGCCAUGGAAACUGAACAGCCGGGCCUUGAAAUCUUCGAAACGGCGGGCCGUGAGGAGCAGGAGCAGAGAGAGGAACAGCCAAAACUGGAACCUUACUAUGUAGAGAGACAUUCCUGGAGCCAGCUCAGGAAACUGCUCACGGAUACGCGGAAGUAUCAUGGGUAUAUGAUGGCAAAAGCCCCGCAUGACUUCACGUUUGUUAAGAAAAAUGAUCCUGAAGGACCUCAUUCUGAUAGGAUCUACUAUCUGGCCAUGUCUGGGGAGAACAGGGAGAACACGCUCUUCUACUCUGAAAUUCCCAAAACCAUAAACAAAGCUGCCGUCCUGUUGCUUUCCUGGAAGCCUCUUUUGGAUCUUUUUCCGGCCAUCCUGGACUAUGGGAUGUACUCUCGUGAAGAGGAAUUGCUUCGGGAGAGGAAGCGAAUCGGCACCGUUGGGAUUGCCUCCUAUGAUUACCACCGAGAAAGCGGCACCUUUCUGUUUCAGGCUGGGAGUGGAAUUUAUCAUGUAAAGGAUGGAGGUCCUCAUGGAUUCACUCAACAGCCUUUAAGACCCAUUCUGGUGGAGACCAGUUGUCCGAAUAUCCGGAUGGAUCCCAAGCUUUGUCCAGCCGAUCCAAAUUGGAUUGCCUUUAUCCAUAGCAAUGACAUCUGGAUAUCGAAUAUAGAAACCAGAGAAGAGAGGAGGCUAACGUUUGUGCACAAUGAACUGGCCAAUGUUGAAGAGGAUCCAAAAUCUGCUGGCGUGGCUACUUUUGUGCUGCAGGAGGAGUUUGACAGAUACACUGGCUACUGGUGGAGCCCAAAGGCACAGCCAACACUGAAUGGGGGUAAAGUUCUUCGAAUUCUUUAUGAAGAAAAUGAUGAGUCAGAGGUGGAAAUUAUUCAUGUCACAUCGCCAAUGUUGGAGACGAGAAGAACAGAUUCCUUCCGGUACCCCAAAACUGGUACAGCAAAUCCAAAGGUCACUUUCAAGAUAUCUGAAGUGACAAUCAAUGCAGAAGGAAGAAUUGCAGAUGUUGUGGAUAAAGAGCUAGUUCAGCCCUUCGAGAUCCUCUUUGAAGGAGUAGAGUACAUUGCUAGAGCUGGGUGGACGCCAGAAGGAAAAUAUGUCUGGUCCAUCUUACUGGAUCGCUCCCAAACUCGACUUCAGAUAGUCUUGAUCCCUCCUGCAUUAUUCAUCCCAGUAGAAGAUGAUGCAAUGGAGAGACAGAAACUCAUCGAUACUGUACCAGAUUCUGUUACACCUUUCAUAAUUUAUGAAGAAACAACAGACAUCUGGAUAAAUAUCCAUGACAUCUUCUAUGUUUUCCCUCAAACCCAUGAAGAUGAGAUAGAGUUCAUUUUUGCAUCCGAAUGUAAAACGGGAUUCCGGCACCUAUACAAAGUCACCUCGGUUUUGAAGGAGAGCAAGUAUAAGCGGUCAUCUGGAGGUCUCCCUGCUCCAAGUGACUUCAAGUGUCCCAUCAAAGAGGAAAUAGCCAUUACCAGUGGGGAAUGGGAAGUGCUUGGGAGACAUGGGUCAAAUAUCUAUGUAGACGAAGCCAAAAAACUGGUGUAUUUUCAAGGCACAAAAGACUCGCCUUUGGAGCAUCAUCUGUAUGUCGUUAACUACGAGAAUCCUGGAGAAGUGAAGCGACUGACAGAGCGUGGUUACUCUCAUGCCUGCUGUGUCAGCCAGGAUUGUGACAUGUUCAUCAGCAAGUACAGCAAUCAGAAGAACCCACACUGUGUGUCACUUUACCGGCUGACAGGACCUGAAGAUGAUGCAGCUCACAGGACAAAGGAGUUCUGGGCUACCAUUUUAGAUUCAGCAGGCCCUCUACCUGAUUACAUUCCCCCAGAAGUGUUCUCCUUUGAGAGCUCCACGGGGUUUACACUCUACGGGAUGAUGUACAAACCUCACAAUCUGCAACCUGGAAAGAAAUACCCCACUGUGCUUUUCAUCUACGGAGGGCCUCAGGUACAGCUAGUGAACAACCGGUUUAAAGGAAUCAAAUAUUUCCGUUUGAACACCCUGGCCUCUUUAGGCUACGUUGUUGUUGUCAUUGAUAACCGGGGAUCCUGCCACCGAGGACUGAAGUUUGAAGGAGCCUUUAAAUACAAAAUGGGACAAAUUGAGAUCGAUGACCAAGUGGAAGGGCUGCAGUACUUAGCAUCCCAGUAUGACUUUAUUGAUUUGGACCGUGUUGGCAUUCACGGCUGGUCCUACGGAGGCUACCUCUCUCUUAUGGCUUUAAUGCAGAGGUCAGAUAUCUUCAGGGUUGCUGUUGCCGGAGCACCCGUCACGCUGUGGAUUUUCUAUGACACUGGUUACACAGAGCGCUACAUGGGCCACCCGGAUCACAACGAGCAGGGAUAUUACCUAGGUUCGGUGGCCAUGCAAGCUGAGAAGUUUCCUUCUGAACCAAACCGUUUGCUGCUGCUACAUGGGUUCUUGGAUGAGAAUGUUCACUUUGCACACACUAGUAUUUUGCUCAGCUUUUUAGUGAGAGCUGGGAAACCGUAUGACUUACAGAUCUACCCUCAGGAGAGACACAGUAUAAGGGUACCCGAGUCGGGAGAGCACUAUGAACUCCACCUACUGUAUUACCUGCAGGAGAAUCUGGGCUCCCGCAUUGCUGCCCUGAAGGCGAUGUAACUGACCUCUGCAGAACUCUGCUCAACUGGCUGCUUUACUGAAUGAGGAGAUGCAGGAAACUAGAGAAAAUAGGAUGGAACACUGCAUUUUGGUGCCUGCCAUGUGUACACACACACACACACACACGGAGACGCUUUUUUUUAAAAGUAAAUUUGGUGCCAUACAGGAAAUUAAAGGACGGUGGCCUAAUAACUUUAAAGCUUAAGAUGUAAAUAAAAUCAAAUGUCUGUGGUGUAAUGCAGUACCAUGGGUGUUCUCUUGGGGGAGGAGCUGAAACUGAAAAUAACGUACUUCCACAGCACCAGAACUGCACAUUUUAAAAGCAUUCUGAUCUAAUUGAUGUAUUUUUACAGUGUAUUCUAGGUAUCUUAUUACAUAAUACUAGAAGGCAUACUACACAGCAAAAAUUCACCUAGAUGGUUACAACUUAAAUUACAUUUUAAAUGUUAUCGUAUAGUUUUUAUGCUUCGCGAGGGGGGUGUGUCUCACUUCUGAGAAGUCAGUCACAAGUUAGACACAUCUCCUAUCUAGAUGUCAGUUGUUUUUUAAAAAGAAACACUUUUAAACUGCUUCCUAAAUAAUUUAAAUUUUUGAUUCAGUUCAGUCGAUGCCAGGUUCUUUUCAAUUAUUUCUUCUAUCCCCAGGAUAAAUCCUACCUUUUUUUUUUUUUCUCCUUUCAGCAGCUUGAUAUCCUGUCCUGAUUGUACUUGAUUUCAGCUGGGAAGUGAUGCUUUAAUGUAAUGUGGGCAUAACAAUCUUUUAUUCUGAAAUGCAAUCUAAUUUAAGACAAAGGACUGAAACUUUGUGAAUUUUAAAACAAGCUUAAAAGCGUAGCCCAUUUCUUGUUAACAUUUUUUUGCUGCUGUUCAUUCUGGAGCUGUUUUUGCAGUACUGUUUUCUGACUGAUAUCAUCAGCAUGAUAUAGGUAUAUAAAUCCUGUUACAGUUUUAAUAUACAAUACUCUAAUUCAAAGGUCUACAGAGAAUUUGGUGAGGAGAGACCUUACAAACACUACAUGUGAGGCAAUGUGAACUGUUGCAGUGAAUUGCUUUAUUCAAGGGAUUAUUUCCCAGACUCACACUCUUCAGUCCUCCAUUCCUGGGUCAUUUCGAGCACUGCUGCAUAGCAUGAUUAUGAUGCUGUAUUCGAGACCUCCCCCCCCCCCCGUAUAGCUUAAGGUAACCCACUAAGUCUAAAAGAUAUGCAAUCCCAGUUGUGUUUUUGUUAGUGAGAUUUUUAACUAAGCAGCAGGCUUGGCUAAAAAGCAUCGUGUGUGAAGUCUUUUAACUUGCAACAAGUCGUUUAAGAUAGAAAUCCAUAGCAAAAUGAUUCUCUUUAAUCCAGGAAAUUCUCCCCUUGGGGCCUGCCUCUGAGACUCCUAUAAGUUUUAAUGGUUUUCUUAGAAACCUAAGAACUUCCUUUUCUUUCCGUUUUGGUGCUGGAGAGAAGCAGAGCAUGAUUUUUCUUUUCAUCUUUUAAAAAUCUGGAAUCACUCUCAGUGUUUACGCUCUUAGUACUCCACAUGUCGUAACCUUGUAUUUUACUCGCUUUUGUACUGUUCAGCUUGACCCUGAAGCUCCGGGAUUUAACACAAUCUGGUUGUAUUGUAUCAAACCGCAUCAUUUUUCAGUGAGGCUGCUGGACAUAUGCACCAAAGCGAUCAGGGCUGGUGCAGUUACACGGUUGUAAAACUGCUGUGUGAGAACAGGAUCUGUUUUUUGGGUUAUGCAAAAGAUAGCCAAAGCAAACAGGCAUCCAGUAAGUGUAAAUUUCCUCUGACGUGGGGGUGUUUGGUUUGGGAUGUUUUCUGUUUUUCAGAUCACAGGGGUUUUUAAGUGGAUCAGAUAAAAUGCUACUAGCAGGUCAAUUACAACCUUACUGCUUUGAUUUGGGGAAGGGCAUAGCGUGGGAAGAGCCCAGCUCCUUAUAAUGUCUUCUCUUUGAGUAAUUAAUUUUUGUGGCUGAAGCUGGGCUAUAUGGAGUGUGCUAUAGUCAGUACUGAGAGAGGAGUAAGUGUGCUGAUGCACUUGAACUGGAGCAUGGCAGUGAGUAGAGAAGUAUAAGCUGUUACUAUUGAAUUCCUUUUUGUUCCUUAAGUGUUUAAGCUGUAUUAUAUAUACAUAUAUCUAUAUCUGUUCAUAUAUACAUAUAUGUAUAGAAUUACACGUGGAUAGUAUGACCUUUUCCAAGGUUGUUUAUAUUUUGUUCAAUAUUUAAUUAACUUGUUUUUGAGGGAUGUUUUUGCUCUUUUUCUAGAGGUGAUUACCCUUGAAUGUAAAUGUAUAUGAUUUUUAAGACAAAAUGGAUCUUUUUGUUUAAAAAAUGAAAAAACAAAAAAACAAAAAUGGCCUUCAUCAAACAGUGCUUUUUUGGCAACUGAAGAACUAAACGUUAUGCAAGCAAACUGGGCUAGGUUUUGGUUUAGCACAGGAUGUGAUUUUAAGAGCUGACAUAUAACUUCUAAAUAAUGCAUCCUUUCUUUGUUUUAAAUAUAUAUAUAUUGAAAAGCUAUUAAAGUACAAAGUACUGUACUCUAUUUUGCAACAUAAAUUAUGUAUUUCUUUCUUUCCUACAUUUUUUUUUCUUUUUACAGCAGUCAAGCACUUUAAGACCCCAUACUCUCUUAUCCUGCAGUAAUGCUGUGAGGAUUUGUAACAUCAGAGUUUUUGCAGUUCUCGCAAAAGACGCCUGCUUGUAGUUGAAGGUGUCAGAGCUGCCUUGUAUGAGGUUUGAGACUGAUGAAGUAGGGAGAUGCUGAGGACUCCCAAAACAGAGAUUAGUGCAUCCCUGUGGGGGAUCUGCCAGCAGCAGAGUGCUCUGUGCCCAGCAGGACACCUGCGCUGAGCAGUAGCAGGAUUGAGCCUUUGUUGCAUGGUGGAUAUUGGUUUCUUCCCAGCAGUUGCACUGGCAUCUUUGAGAUGAAUGUUUUAAUUUCCUAUCUUGAAAUCAAAUACAUGAAACCUGGGGACCUGAGCGAUGAGAUGCUGAAGUUGAGUGGUGAUGCCAGCAGUUUUCUUGUUCGCAGUGCUUGGGAUUUGUUGAGGUUGUUUUUCUGGGGCAAGUUCUUUGGCCCCUUUUUAAGACCGUUUCCAGUAAUCCCUUCAAGUUGAGUUUCACCCUUCACAUAAGAUUUGUAUUCCCUACCCCACCCCGUUGUUUUCAAUGAUCUCUUUUUAUUCAAAACAAACUAUAUUUGGUAAUUACCCAGAGCCACUUAAUUUUCAUAAACUCAAUUUAACUUCAAAAUGUUUGUUAAUGAAAUAAUGAAUUCAAAGCACCACGUAAAGCUUUGAAAAUCAGAUAACUUCAUUACAUUACAAUGGAAAGCGCAUUCUCUAGUUGUUAGUGCCGUUUGGGAAUAAGUUACGGAAACCCUUUUUGAGCAGAGAGGUGGAAUAAUGCUUUGACCUCGGAGAAGCAUACAUGGAGCCUGUGGGGCAAAUGGUGGAGAAUUCACAAACUGAGCACGGGGUCCCUGCACCUCCCUGUGAGGAAAUGGGGGCUGUGUUUCUGCUGUGUGUGCCUUUGUGGAAGGCAGGCUGUUUUGUUGCUGGCAUGAUGCUCAGCUUCUGGUGAGGCAACAAUAAGAGAAUAAAUAAAUAAAAUAAUCAGCCAGAUGAGGACACUGCCUUGAAUUGCCUGUUUAUUUGAAUACCAGAACCCUGUGAAGACUUGUGUACCCCUCGCAGGUCUUCAGGCCAGUCCUUUUGAAGGGGAAGAGAGUUCAUGUCUUUUUUACUGGGAUGUUCUGCACAGUAGAAGAUCAGGUGUUUGAUUUUAGAACAUGAAGUGCCUGCUGUUUGCGUUAACAAACUUGCAUGUCUCACCCCGGUGGGUUUGCUGGUCUCCCUCCCUCCCCACCUCUCUAGCUACCCAGCUUUUAAUCAUGUAAAGUGGAGACAUUAGUUUUGCUGCGUUUUAUUACAAAACCUUUGUUGCAAUAAAGAUGCUGCUAAAUAAAUUGAA